AUGCGCUUUGUUCGCCGCGUACGGUGGCCCCACUAGUCCAAUCUUCGGUCUCGAGGAGCUGCUGUGCCGACAUCACCGGUGGCGACGGUUUGGCCGAGGUUGUCCCGGCUGUUAUUUUCCUCUUCUGCGCCAUCACUCAGCGGCAUGAGCUAUGAGCAGCGGAAAGGAUGGGGCCGGGGCCGGGGAGUACGAGGACGAGGGUCUUCUUCCCACUAUGAAGGGGGCUCUUCUAGGGAGGCUGGUGGAGGUGUGAGAGAAAGACCACCGCCUCACCUGAGAGGCCGGGCCAUAGGACUGUGGUAUGCCCGGAGGCAGGGCCCGAAGAGUAAAGAGAAGGAGAGGCAGGAGAGAGCUGUGGUACAGAUGGAUGAAUCCAGAGAACAGCGGAUUACACGACUUCUCAACUCUGUGCAAGCACAAAGCAAAGAUGUAAAACAAGAGCCGUGUUCAGACCAGUCUUGGUGGGCUACUGAGAAUGAAAGAAAUAUUGCUGCCCCUCAAAUCAAACUGGAAGAAGACAUUGUGAAAGAUGCCUGGGAUGAUGAUGAGUGUGAUGAUUAUGCUGGUGAUGUUAAGGAUAAUACUGAGAAAUUUUCUGAAAGCUGUUACGGAGAAAAUAGAGUAAAUGCAGCCUUGGAUCGACGGCUUAAAGACGAGCUGCAGGAUAAAAGGAUUGAUUCUAGAUACCGCGAAAUGCAGAGAUUCCGUGAAACGUUACCUUCAUACAGUAUGAAAGAGGAAAUAAUAAAAAUGAUACAGAAUAAUCAAGUGACAGUCAUCAGUGGAGAGACCGGCUGUGGAAAGACUACACAAGUAACUCAGUUUAUUCUGGACGAUUAUAUUAGCAGAGGAAAAGGUUCUGCUUGUCACAUUGUGUGCACCCAGCCCAGAAGGAUCAGUGCAAUUUCGGUAGCAGAACGGGUGGCUGCAGAGCGAGCUGAACCGUGUGGCAGGGGAUGCAGUACUGGCUACCAGAUACGUCUUGAAAGUCAGUUGCCACGGGAACAAGGCUCUAUUUUGUACUGUACAACUGGUAUAGUCCUGCAGUGGCUUCAGUCAGAUCAGCAGUUGACUAGGAUUAGCCACAUUGUGAUAGAUGAAGUCCAUGAGAGAAACUUGCAAUCUGAUAUUCUCAUGGCAAUAGUAAAAGAUCUUCUGAAGUGUCGUCCAGAAUUGAAAGUCAUAUUGAUGAGCGCCACACUAAAUGCCGAAAAGUUUUCUCAGUAUUUCGAUGGCUGUCCCAUGCUGCAUAUCCCUGGAUUAACGUUCCCUGUUAAAGAGUAUCUCUUGGAGGACGUAUAUGAAAUGGUGAAAUUUUCUCCCAAGGAUAGUGAUUGCAGACCACACUCAAAUAGACGUUUUAUGCAGGGACGCACGACUUGUCCGGAAAAAGCUGAAAAAGAAGAAAUCUAUAGAGAACGUUUCCCAGGAUUUUUACGACAACUUCAAGGAAAAUAUUCUGAAAGUACAAUACGUGCCGUACAAUAUACGGAUGAUGAAAAGGUUAACCUUGAGCUGAUUGUAGAGCUGAUCAGGCAUAUUGUUUUGAAGAGAGAGGAUGGGGCAAUCUUGGUUUUCCUUCCAGGCUGGGAUACUAUUAGUACACUAAAUGACUUGCUGAUGUCGCAGGUCAUGUUUCAGUCAGACCGGUUUAUUAUUAUCCCUUUGCAUUCAUUGAUGCCAACUGUAAACCAGACCCAGGUUUUCAAGACCCCUCCUCCUGGCGUUCGGAAAAUUGUAAUAGCAACCAACAUUGCGGAGACAAGUAUUACUAUAGAUGACGUAGUUCAUGUCAUAGAUGGAGGCAAAUUAAAGGAGACAAACUAUGACACAAACAAUAAUAUUCGCACCAUGACGGCAGAGUGGGUUAGCCAUGCAAAUGCCAAGCAGAGGAAAGGACGUGCUGGCAGAGUUAAACCAGGAUACUGCUACCAUCUAUACAAUAGACUGAGAGACAGUCUGCUGGACGAAUACCAGCUGCCAGAAAUUGUAAGGACACCGCUGGAAGAACUCUGCCUUCAAAUCAAGAUCCUGAAACUUGGAGGUAUUGCCUCUUUCCUUCAAAAAGUAAUGGACUCUCCGACAAGGGAAGCAAUAAUCCUAGCAAUAACUCAUCUUAUGGAAAUGAAUGCCCUUAACAAACGGGAGGAAUUGACACCACUUGGCUUUCAUUUGGCACGCUUGCCUGUUGAGCCACAUAUUGGAAAGAUGAUCCUCUUUGGUGCUCUGUUUUGUUGUUUGGAUCCAGUCUUGACAAUUGCAGCGAGUUUGAGCUUUAAAGACCCAUUUGUUAUUCCUUUGGGAAAGGAGAAAUUGGCAGAUGCGAAAAGAAAGGAGUUGUCAAAGAAUACCAAAAGUGACCAUUUGACUAUCCUCAAUGCAUUUCGGGGCUGGGAGUCAUCAAAACAGUGGGGUCCGAGAGCAGAAAGGGAGUACUGCUGGGAUUACUUUUUGUCUCCUAAUACCCUCAAGAUGUUGGGAGACAUGAAAGGACAGUUUGCUGAGCAUCUGCUAGGAGCUGGCUUUGUGAGCAGCAGUAGGCCAAAAGAUCCUAAAUCUAACAUCAAUUCAGAUAACGAGAAGCUCAUAAAGGCUGUAAUAUGUGCUGGGCUGUACCCAAAAGUGGCAAAGAUUCGUGUAAACCUAAGAAAAAAAAGACCAUCGGUAAAGAUCUCUACAAAAUCAGAUGGCAAGGUCUGCAUUCACCCCAAAUCUGUCAACGUGGAGGAGGUAGAAUUUCACCACCAGUGGCUGGUCUAUCACCUGAAAAUGAAAACUAGCAGUAUUUUCCUGUAUGACUGCACAGAGAUCUCUCCAUACUCACUACUUUUCUUUGGAGGAGACAUUUCCAUUCAGAAGGACCAAGACCAGGACACUAUUGCUGUUGAUGAAUGGAUUGUCUUCCAGUCGCCGGCUCGCAUUGCUCACUUAGUUAAGGAUUUAAAGACUGAGUUGGAUUCACUAUUAAAAGAGAAAAUUGAGACUCCUCAGCCUGUGGACUGGGAUGAUAUGAAAUCCAGAGACUGUGCUGUCCUCUCCGCCAUCAUUGACCUAAUAACCACACAGGAGAGGGGGGAAGCCAAGAACUUUGACCCUUCAAUUCCAAGGCGCAUGUUCUAAGUGAUAUGUGUUGUACAUAUGAAUGUAUGUGCCUGUUUUUUUCUGUUUAUGAAGCAGUAAGUGUACAACAGACCACAAUUUAUCUACUGGUAGUAAACCUGUACAUUUACAGGCUGGGCCAUUGUUGAUCUGUGUUACUUUUCAUCUUUGUUUGGACUUUUCCAUAGUAAAAUACUAAAGUUCCAUUCAAGCCCCUGGUAAGUACUGAAAGGCCAUUCAGGUUGUCAUUCCACUGCUAGGUUUGUGUCUUUGUUGUUUCUUUUACUGUUUAUAUGUUUAUAUAUAAUGUAGGUCGUGAUUCUUUUAUAAGCAUUAUUCUAAUGCAGUGGUCUCAAACUGUGGUCCUCCAGAUGUUGCAAAACUUCAAUUCCAAGCAUGCCCGGACAGCCAACGGCUGUCCGGGCAUGCUGGGAGUUGAAGUUUUGCAGCAUCUGGAGGGGCACAGUUUGAGGCCACUGUUCUAAUGGCACUGAUCCUUACUAUUUGCAAGUGCAGGUUUCUGCAGUAUAUUAUUUAUGUUUGUAUUACUUAUCCGCUAAGCUUUUUUUUUUUUUCCCCCCCUUUAACGCAAAAAUGUUGUGAAAGUUUCUUCUGUCACAAGAGAGAAGAUCCCAAUGAUAAAGUAUUGGACUUUAGACCACUUCUGAUUUCCUGAACAGUAGAGCUCUACAUUGAACUUAAACCCCUUUGGCACCACAUUUAUUUAUAAACACAAUGUUUUCCUACCAAAGUGCCCCCAGCUGUUGCAAAACUACAACUCCCAGCAUGCCUGAACAGGCUUUGGAUUUGUGGCUUUACAGCAGCUGGAGGCACACUGGUUGGGAAUCACCUCAUUAACAUGACAUUCAUUGGUUUAAAUGGCUUUUUUCUUAGUUCAUUGGGUCAGUUUUCAGUAACAGAAAUCCUUGAACAAUGCCAACAGAGUUUGAGCAUCCUAUAGAUUUUUUUUUUUUUACCGCCUUAAAGGUGAAGUCCCAUGCCUUGAAGUACAGAAAGAUUAUCCUUUGUCCACAGGAUAGGGGAUAAGUUUUAGAUUGCGAGGGGUCCGACCUCUGUGGCCCCCUGUGAUCUCCUGUAUGGAGUCCUGGCUCUCCCCCAGAUUGGCACGUCACGCCCAUGCCCCCCUCCAAAGAUAGUCGAAUGGCUCUCCCAUAGAGAUAGAGGGGGUGGCGGCCCCGGCUUCAGGCGGGGUUGUAAUGCACCUCUCUGGGGGAGAGCCGAUGUCCGUACAGCCAUAGUGCUCGGACCCCCUGCAAUCUAA
This is a messenger RNA of Hyla sarda, 4381 nucleotides long. It is a transcript of the gene DHX36, whose product is annotated as DEAH-box helicase 36. Gene Ontology annotation, molecular function: G-quadruplex RNA binding; DNA helicase activity; ATP binding. The transcript has 25 exons. Gene Ontology annotation, cellular component: nucleus; cytoplasm; intracellular anatomical structure. The coding region runs from base 145 to 3120 and encodes 991 amino acids. The record is from RefSeq and is a predicted model, not a curated record. NCBI's taxonomy places the organism in Eukaryota, Metazoa, Chordata, Amphibia, Anura, Hylidae.